AUGCGGAGCUGCAAGAUGGUGCGGGUGGCCAGCGUGCUGGGGCUCGUCAUGCUCAGCGUGGCGCUGCUCAUCCUGUCCCUCAUCAGCUACGUCUCGCUCAAGAAGGACAACAUCUUCGGGGCGCCCCGCGCCGCCGGCGCCGCCGGGCCCCGCAUGUACAUGUUCCACGCGGGCUUCAGGUCUCAGUUCGCACUGAAGUUCCUGGACCCCUCGUUCAUCCCCAUCACCAACUCCCUGGGCCAAGAGCUGCAGGACAAGCCCUCCAAGUGGGUGUUCAACCGGAGCGCCUUUGCCCACCAGAGGCAAGAAAUCCUUCAGCAUGUUGAUGUCAUCAAAAACUUUUCUCUGACCAAGAGCAGCGUUCGGAUUGGGCAGCUGAUGCACUACGAUUAUUCCAGCCAUAAGUACGUUUUCUCCAUCAGCAACAACUUCAGGUCUCUGCUUCCUGACGUGUCUCCCAUCCUGAACAAGCACUACAACAUCUGCGCCGUGGUCGGCAACAGCGGGAUCCUGACCGGGAGCCAGUGUGGGCAGGAAAUUGAUAAAUCAGAUUUUGUCUUUCGGUGCAAUUUUGCUCCAACCGAGGCUUUCCAGAAAGAUGUUGGAAGGAAAACCAACCUUACCACCUUCAACCCCAGCAUCCUGGAGAAGUAUUACAACAAUCUCUUGACCAUUCAGGAUCGCAACAACUUCUUUCUAAGUUUGAAAAAGCUCGAUGGGGCCAUUCUUUGGAUCCCCGCAUUUUUCUUCCACACGUCAGCGACAGUCACAAGAACACUGGUUGAUUUUUUUGUUGAGCACAGAGGACAGCUGAAGGUCCAGUUGGCUUGGCCAGGAAAUAUCAUGCAACAUGUUAACAGGUACUGGAGGAACAAGCACCUGUCCCCGAAGCGGCUGAGCACAGGCAUCCUCAUGUACACCCUGGCCUCGGCCAUAUGUGACGAGAUCCACCUCUACGGAUUCUGGCCCUUCGGCUUCGACCCCAACACGCGGGAGGACCUCCCGUACCACUACUAUGACAAGAAGGGAACCAAGUUCACCACCAAGUGGCAGGAGUCCCACCAGCUGCCUGCAGAGUUCCAGCUGCUCUACAGGAUGCACGGUGAAGGACUGGCCAAACUCACCUUGUCGCAUUGUGCCUAA
Cinclus cinclus is the source of this 1143-nucleotide messenger RNA. It is a transcript of the gene ST8SIA3, whose product is annotated as ST8 alpha-N-acetyl-neuraminide alpha-2,8-sialyltransferase 3. Gene Ontology annotation, molecular function: alpha-N-acetylneuraminate alpha-2,8-sialyltransferase activity. The record is from RefSeq and is a predicted model, not a curated record. NCBI's taxonomy places the organism in Eukaryota, Metazoa, Chordata, Aves, Passeriformes, Cinclidae. Gene Ontology annotation, biological process: oligosaccharide metabolic process; N-glycan processing. The coding region runs from base 1 to 1143 and encodes 380 amino acids. The transcript has 4 exons.